Dipodomys ordii (Ord's kangaroo rat) is the source of this 5563-nucleotide messenger RNA. It is a transcript of the gene Mapk8ip3, whose product is annotated as mitogen-activated protein kinase 8 interacting protein 3. The transcript is spliced from 35 exons. NCBI's taxonomy places the organism in Eukaryota, Metazoa, Chordata, Mammalia, Rodentia, Heteromyidae. The record is from RefSeq and is a predicted model, not a curated record. Gene Ontology annotation, molecular function: signaling receptor complex adaptor activity; JUN kinase binding; MAP kinase scaffold activity. Gene Ontology annotation, biological process: vesicle-mediated transport. Gene Ontology annotation, cellular component: cytoplasm. The coding region runs from base 102 to 4235 and encodes 1377 amino acids.
GCAGCGGCGGCGGCGACGCAGCCUGAGGCGACCGCGGCUGUCCCGUUCUCCCUGCGGCCUGCGGACCCGGGCGGCCGGAGCGGGCCGCGCUGGCGGCCACCAUGAUGGAGAUCCAGAUGGACGAGGGCGGCGGCGUGGUGGUGUACCAGGACGACUACUGCUCCGGCUCGGUGAUGUCGGAGCGCGUGUCGGGCCUGGCGGGCUCCAUCUACCGCGAGUUCGAGCGCCUCAUCCACUGCUACGACGAGGAGGUGGUCAAGGAGCUCAUGCCGCUGGUGGUGAACGUGCUGGAGAACCUGGACUCGGUGCUGAGCGAGAACCAGGAGCACGAGGUGGAGCUGGAGCUGCUGCGCGAGGACAACGAGCAGCUGCUCACGCAGUACGAGCGCGAGAAGGCGCUGCGCAGGCAGGCCGAGGAGAAAUUCAUCGAGUUUGAAGAUGCCUUGGAACAAGAGAAGAAAGAGCUACAAAUCCAGGUGGAGCACUAUGAGUUCCAGACACGCCAGCUGGAGUUGAAGGCCAAAAACUAUGCAGAUCAGAUCUCCAGGCUGGAGGAGCGGGAGUCAGAGAUGAAGAAGGAGUACAAUGCCCUGCACCAGCGGCACACAGAGAUGAUUCAGACCUACGUGGAGCACAUCGAGAGAUCCAAGAUGCAGCAGGUUGGGGGCAGUGGCCAGACAGAAAGCAGCCUGCCAGGGCGGAGUCCUCGCCAGUCAUGGAGGAAAAGCAGGAAGGAGCGCCCCACCUCUCUGAACGUCUUCCCCCUGGCUGAUGGCAUGGGUCCAAACGAUGAGAUGUCUGAGUCCGGACAGUCCUCAGCCGCUGCCACACCCAGCACCACAGGCACCAAGUCCAACACGCCCACGUCCUCCGUACCCUCUGCUGCAGUCACACCGCUCAACGAGAGCCUGCAGCCGCUGGGGGAGUUCGGCGGUGGCACAAAGAACAACAAGCGGGCGCGGGAGAAGCGCAACAGCCGCAACAUGGAGGUCCAGGUCACCCAGGAGAUGCGCAAUGUCAGCAUAGGCAUGGGCAGCAGUGACGAGUGGUCUGAUGUUCAGGACAUUAUUGACUCCACCCCAGAGCUGGAUAUGUGUCCUGAGACCCGCCUGGACCGCACAGGAAGCAGAGUGGGGGGUGGUCAGCUGUCUGUCAGCUGUGACAGUAUCGCUGGGGUAAUGCAGGUUGAAGUGGGCUCAGUGUCACAAGUUCAAAAGUCAGUUGUUGACCCUGAACCUUUGGCCUGUGGCAGCACAGCACAUCACCCGGGGAAGCAUAUGGCAGAGGAGGCCUUCCUCAUUGGAGGCCGGCCACCUGCUGAGCAGGUGGUGGGAAGAAUAGGAACCAGCAAUGGCCAUGGAUUUGUUGCCCUGGACCUGUCACCAAUUGACCUUUGUCGCUUCCUUCCCCGUCUCUGCUUCGCUGGAUGCCGCCCAGGGGAGUUCUCAGUGCGCGAUGAUUUUUUUGGAAUGGGCAAAGAAGUGGGAAACCUGCUGUUGGAAAAUUCACAGCUCCUAGAAACCAAGAACGCUUUGAACGUGGUGAAGAAUGACCUCAUUGCCAAGGUUGACCAGCUGACCGGGGAGCAGGAGGUGCUGAAAGGAGAGCUGGAAGCUGCCAAGCAGGCCAAGGCCAGACUGGAGACCCGCGUCAAGGAGCUGGAGGAAGAGCUAAAACGAGUGAAGUCUGAGGCUGUCAUUGCCCGUCGUGAGCCCAGAGAAGAGGUGGAGGAUACAAGCAGCUAUCUCUGUACAGAACUGGACAAGAUACCCAUGGCCCAGCGCCGCCGCUUCACUCGGGUGGAGAUGGCACGGGUGCUCAUGGAGCGCAACCAGUACAAGGAGCGGCUCAUGGAGCUGCAGGAGGCCGUGAGGUGGACCGAGAUGAUCAGGGCAUCACGAGAGCACCCGUCUGUUCAGGAGAAGAAGAAGUCCACCAUCUGGCAGUUCUUCAGCCGCCUCUUCAGUUCCUCCUCCAGCCCGCCUCCUGCCAAGCGCUCCUACCCGUCAGUGAACAUCCACUACAAAUCCCCCACCACUGCCGGCUUCAGCCAGCGCCGCAGCCACGCCAUGUGCCAGAUCUCAGCCGGCAGUCGGCCUCUGGAGUUCUUCCCGGACGAUGACUGCACAUCUUCCGCCCGGCGUGAGCAGAAGCGCGAGCAGUACCGCCAGGUUCGAGAGCACGUGCGCAAUGAUGAUGGCCGGCUGCAGGCCUGCGGCUGGAGCCUGCCUGCCAAGUACAAGCAGCUGAGCCCCAGCGGGGGCCAGGAGGACACGCGGAUGAAGAACGUCCCUGUGCCCGUGUACUGCCGCCCCCUGGUAGAGAAGGACUCCACCAUGAAGCUAUGGUGUGCCGCUGGUGUCAACCUGAGCGGGUGGAAGCCGAGUGAAGAGGACUCUGGCAAUGGAGUCAAGCCGAUUCCCGGCCGUGAUCCUCUGACCUGUGACCGGGAAGUGGAAGGCGAGCCCAAGAGCGACCAUGCGUCCCCUGAGAAGAAGAAGGUCAAGGAGGCGCCAGAGACCGAUGCCACCUCCAGCCGGGUGUGGAUCCUCACCAGCACCCCAACCACCAGCAAGGUGGUGAUCAUUGACGCCAACCAGCCCGGCACGGUCGUGGACCAGUUCACAGUCUGCAACGCUCACGUCCUGUGCAUCUCCAGCAUCCCCGCCGCCAGCGACAGCGACUACCCCCCGGGAGAGAUGUUCCUGGACCGCGAUGUGAAUCCCGAGGACUCCAGCGCCGACGGCGUGCUAGCUGGCAUCACCCUGGUGGGGUGUGCCACCCGCUGCAACGCGCCACGGAGCAACUGCUCCUCCCGGGGGGACACCCCCGUGCUGGAUAAGGGGCAGGGGGAGGUGGCAGCCACGGCCAGCACGAAGGUCAACCCAUCCCAGUCCACGGAGGAAGCCACGGAAGCCACAGAGGUGCCAGACCCUGGACCCAGCCAGCCGGAGGCCACUGCUGCUCGGCCUGGGCCCCUUACAGAGCAUGUGUUCACUGACCCGGCACCCACCCCACCGUCCAGCACCCAACCUGCCAGCGAGGACAGGCCGGAGCCAGGUGUCAGCAGGGAGCAGCCGCCGCUCGAGUCCAGCGCGGAGCCCUCGGCAUCCAUCAGCAGUGCGGCACCCACCAUGUGGCUGGGAGCCCAGAAUGGCUGGCUCUACGUGCAUUCAGCCGUGGCUACCUGGAAGAAGUGUCUGCAUUCCAUCAAGCUGAAGGACUCCGUGCUGAGCUUGGUGCACGUGAAAGGCCGCGUGCUGGUGGCUCUGGCGGACGGGACCCUGGCCAUCUUCCACCGUGGCGAAGAUGGCCAGUGGGACCUGAGCAACUACCAUCUGAUGGACUUGGGUCACCCGCACCACUCCAUCCGCUGCAUGGCCGUGGUGUACGACCGCGUCUGGUGCGGCUACAAGAACAAGGUGCACGUCAUCCAGCCCAAGACGAUGCAGAUUGAGAAGUCAUUUGAUGCCCACCCAAGGCGGGAGAGCCAAGUGCGGCAGCUGGCAUGGAUUGGCGACGGGGUGUGGGUGUCGAUCCGCCUGGACUCCACCCUGCGGCUCUACCACGCCCACACCCACCAGCACCUGCAGGAUGUGGACAUCGAGCCCUAUGUCAGCAAGAUGCUGGGGACCGGCAAGCUGGGCUUCUCCUUUGUGCGCAUCACCGCCCUGCUCAUUGCAGGCAACCGCCUCUGGGUGGGCACGGGCAACGGGGUCGUCAUCUCCAUCCCCCUGACUGAGACCGUGGUCCUCCACCGAGGCCAGCUCCUGGGGCUCCGAGCCAACAAGACGUCCCCCACAUCUGGGGAGGGGGCCCGCCCAGGGGGCGUCAUCCACGUGUAUGGGGACGACGGUGGCGACAGGUCCGCCAGCAGCUUCAUCCCGUACUGCUCCAUGGCCCAAGCCCAGCUCUGCUUCCACGGGCACCGGGACGCCGUCAAGUUCUUCGUCUCGGUACCAGGGAACGUGCUGGCCACGCUCAACGGCAGCGUGCUCGACAGCCCGACCGAGGGCCCGGGGCCCUCCGUGCCUGCCGUGGAGGCCGAGGGCCAGAAGCUGCGGAACGCACUGGUGCUCAGCGGCGGGGAAGGCUACAUCGACUUCCGCAUUGGGGACGGAGAGGACGACGAGACGGAGGAAGGCACUGGGGACGUGAGCCAGGCGAAGCCCGGGCUCUCCAAGGCUGAGCGCAGCCACAUCAUUGUGUGGCAGGUGUCCUACACCCCCGAGUGAGGCCCUGCCCUGCCUGAUGCCAACCUGUACAUAGGCCCCCUGCCCGCCUGCUCCCGCCUGUCCCCCUGGGGCAGCCAGACAUCCAUCCACCCCCUCUAACCUCUCAACGUGCAGCUUUCACCUGAGCCCUGGGCCCCGCGGGCAGGGAGGUGAUGCGGUUGCUGGAGGGCGGGUGUGGGUGCCACUCCUGGUGAGGAGGGGCAGGCCCUCUGCACCUCCUCCCCCGCAGCUCCCAACCACUGCCCCGCCCAGCUCCCUGGAGCCCAGGGGCACCCUGGAGCCAGCCCUGCGGAGGCCCGGCCCCUCACCACUGAGGAGCAGGCCCUUCCUCCCGCGUCCCAGUGCUCUGCAUGCUGUCCCUGGGCUGGGGCCGUGGCUCUCAGACCCUUGUUCCACAGAGGAGCCAGGCCCAGCCACCAUCCUCUGCCCAGAGAGAGGGGGCUUGGACUGCUCAGGUACCUGGACCCCAGCCCAUCUUCUCUGGCCUUCCCACCCCAAGCCCAUUCCCUUCACCCCAACCCGGGCUGCGCCCGCACUCUGGCAUGGAAGCUCGGGCAGGGGCAGCUGCUUCAGAAGAUGAACCGGACACUCCACACCCUACUGGAGCCUGAGGCUGUCGGCCCUUCAUUCCCCACGUCCCCAGGCUCUCCCUGGGCACAAGCCCCACCGCCAAGGAGCAAACCCCUGCUGCACUGCCCCUCCCAGAAGCCCCUUGGGUGGAAUUCUCAGGCUGCCGUGGCAGGCGCAGGCCUCAGGAAGAAGGGAAGGCCCGGCCUCCCCUGGGUCAGGCCUAGGAUGCAGGCUCAGCCUCAGGUUGGUGGGGGAUGGAGUGCUCCUGGGGCCUGCCUCCUGCACAGGGCUCCAUGGCGUCCAGCUCCCAGACACGUACUAAGUGCCUAGGGUUGCCCUCUGUGGCCUGCUCCCCCGGAGAGCAACUGAGGAGAGGCUGCCAGGCAGAGGCCAGGGCCGAGGGUGGGGCCGGGCAGCCCCGCUGACGGGGUGUCAUGGGUUGCUGGGCGCCUCCACCUUCCGGCCCAGGCCUUAUUCCUGCUCUAGAGCCCCGCCACCCCCCUCCCACCCAGAGAAGCACAGAUCUCGGGGAGCUGUCCCUUGAGCCCAGCUGGCCACGGCAGGCUGCAGGCUUCUCCCCACUGCCCUGCCACCUCUCCACUGUGAUGUAUGUCCUUUGUCUGUUCCUACAGGAGCAUGAAGUGACUGGGGUUAGCUGGGUGGGUGCGGCUGGAGGAAGGGGCCGGGCGCAAUUCUCCUCAGGCUUUGGCCCUGCAAGUGAGCCCACAUAUCUGCCCUGUAUGUAAUAAACGUCUGCA